Messenger RNA from Coregonus clupeaformis (lake whitefish), 2222 nucleotides. Its product is annotated as procollagen C-endopeptidase enhancer 2. The transcript is spliced from 9 exons. Lineage: Eukaryota; Metazoa; Chordata; Actinopteri; Salmoniformes; Salmonidae. The record is from RefSeq and is a predicted model, not a curated record. Gene Ontology annotation, molecular function: protein binding. The coding region runs from base 102 to 1931 and encodes 609 amino acids.
CACGCCUCUACUCUGCCUCUUCCUCCCUCCUUUCUGUCUUCCUCUACUCGCCCUCUCUCUGGUCUGUUCCCUCUCUUGGUUUGGGUGGGCAUCAGAGCAGGAUGCAGGGCAGGGUGUGUGGUGUGUGGAGUGUGUGUGUCCUGCUGUCGCUGACACUGGGAUGGAUCCAGGCUCAAAGCCAGACUACCAACUUUACCAGGCCUGUCUUCCACUGCGGAGGUCACCUGGUGACUGACUCAGGCUUCGUGGGCAGUGAGGGUUUCCCCAGCCACUACAAACCCAACCGCAAAUGCACCUGGUACAUCACUGUCCCCGAGGGCCACGUGGUCAUGCUCUCCUUCCGCAUGUUUGACCUGGAGGCCGACCCCACCUGUCGCUAUGACUACCUGGACGUGUACAACGGCCACUCGCACACGGUGCAGAAGCUGGGGAGGUUCUGUGGGACGUUCCGACCAGGGGCUCUCAUCUCUACCUCCAACACCAUGAUGCUGGAGAUGGUGUCUGAUAGUAGCACCGGAGGACGGGGGUUCGUGGUUCACUACCAAGGAGGGAAACCACACAUGGACGAGAACCAGUUCUGUGGGGGUAGACUAACGAAGGCUCAAGGUUCCAUCAAGACGCCCAACUGGCCCAACUCAGAUUACCCAGCAGGCAUCAGCUGCUCCUGGCACAUCUCCGUGGAGGCCAGCAAUGUGAUCGAGGUCAAGUUUGAGAAGUUGGAUAUAGAGGCUGACACGUACUGUCGCUAUGACUACGUGGCAUUCUUUAAUGGGGGUGAGAGGGACGACUCGCGGCGAAUCGGGAAGUACUGUGGUGACAGGGUACCAGGGACCAUAGUGACCAAUGGGAACGAGCUCCUGGUGCAGUUUGUGUCUGACCUCAGUGUGACCUCCAAUGGCUUUAUGGCCCACUACUCCAGUGUGCCCCGGGGGUCCCGGACGCCCUCCUCGGGGGAAGACACCACCCAUGGGCCUCGGGUCACCGCCACACCCCAGAAACCUACCUCCAAGCUGGCCAAACCGGCCCGGACCGCUCCUAAACCCAAGCCAGCCAUCGGGGCCAAGCCCACCCCAAAACCAGCCACCAGACCUGGGGUGAGGAUACCAGUGAAGCCUCCACCACGUAAGCCUACAGCCAAGCCUGGAGUCAGACCCAUACCUAAACCGAAACCCACUAAGCCUAUUCCUAAAGCUGGGGCUAGGCCUACUACUCAACCUGUUACCAAGACUAAACCAACCCCUAAACCUAGCAUCAAGGCGAAAUCCAAACCAGUGAAACCAACUAAGAAACCCUUCUCUAAGCCUGGAGCCAAGGCCACACCAAAACCAGGGGCCAAACCAGUGAAACCAACUAAGAAACCCUUCUCUAAGCCUGGAGCCAAGGCCACACCAAAACCAGGGGCCAAACCAGUGAAACCAACUAAGAAACCCUUCUCUAAGCCUGGAGCCAAGCCCACACCUAAACCAGGGACUAAGCCUAAAACCACAGCCAAGCCUGGACAGAGCCGGACUAAGACUGUGACUAAGAAACCUGCUGUGAGCAAAAAAAUCCUACCGACGAAUCAGCUGUGUACCCUGGCUUGUAAGAGGUCAGGAACACUCCAAUCCAACUUCUGCCCUAAUGAUUUCGUGAUCACAGGGAAGGUGACAUCCUUGGUCCCAGGCCCCAGGGGCAGUGUGACUGCGGAUGUGUCUCUCAUCAAGGCCUAUAAGAGUGGCCGCCUGGCCAUCACCAAAUCAGGACCAGCCAUGUCCGUCAAACUCACCUCCACCUGCAGGAAUUGCCCCGGCCUACGCAAAGGAGCGAACUACGUGUUGAUGGGCGAUGUGGAUUUGCAGGGGCGUGGCCUUCUCACCCCCUCCAGCUUCGCUCUCCUGUACAAGGCGGUCCACGCCAAAGCACUGGCCAAUCUCGCCCGCCAACCAUGCUGAUCAUACAGCCCAGUCCACCAGUCAAAGAGUGGGAAACCUGCCAUUCCUCCUACCAACCAACAACUGCACUACAACUGUCCAAAUAUGAGUCGUUAGAAUAUACGUUUAUGAAAAACGACCAAAGAUGGCUUCCGAAAGGUUAGGGGCACAGGGCUAACCAUUACAUACAGUAUUGAAAAUCUUUUUAUAUUGCUAUAUUAUUAUUUCGUCUUUUUUAUACGCUCAGAUAUACUUAUUUGUAUUUGUAUGUAAAUUAGGAUAUUUCUGUGAAUAAAGGAUGUAUAUCGCAAA